Messenger RNA from Galdieria sulphuraria, 384 nucleotides. RefSeq lists its product as uncharacterized. The record is from RefSeq and is a predicted model, not a curated record. Bases 23 to 355 code for a protein of 110 amino acids. NCBI's taxonomy places the organism in Eukaryota, Rhodophyta, Bangiophyceae, Galdieriales, Galdieriaceae. The transcript is spliced from 3 exons.
ACCUCGCCAUUUCGAAACAACAAUGUUACGACCCGUUGGUCACGAGAUGAACAGAAAUUCUCCCGGUCCUCCCCAUAUUCUAGAAAGGAUGAGGGUUGAGAAACACGAACCUGGUAGUCGAGUUUAUAGACAACAGUUUUGUUUGGACCUUGAUUUUGCCUUGGGAUACUGGCUUGAUAAGAUUCUUGCGAGAGCAAUAAACUUCAUGGUCUUUAUAGUAUACGCACUUUUGAUUUUUCCACAAAAGGCCUCACUCUGCACUUCUUCUUCCAUAUUGAGCAAGAAGGAGAGCACUUUUAAGAAUAUUGAAAAGGCAACAAAAUCUGCUGGCACAGUGCUCUAUCUCUUUCUGUAGAGUAUUCAUAUAAAAGAAACGAGUCCUUG